AUGGCACCGGUUCUAUGCUACUUGCUUCUCCUAUGGCUCUCCUGCCACUGGACAGCAACCACUGAAACAACCAAGGAAACUCUGCAGGUGAUCCAAGUCACAGAAUCCCAGCAAGUUUCUUUGUCCUGCGGUCUGGAUCAUUCUCUGACUUCAGGUGACUUAGAUCUGAUCUGGCUUGGUCCAAAAAGGAAUGAAUUGCUGUAUGUAAAUAUGGGGUACCACCAUCCAGAGACAAGACUUAAUGCUAUGUGGGGCUUGUCGAUCUACCAAAUUGUUGUGCAAAAUACCACUUGGUUUACAUGUAAUUGGAAUGGACUGUCAGGAAACCGCCACAUGCUUCCAAACAGAACCAGUGGAGAUGAUUCUGACAACAUCCAAGAGAAAAUGGAAGCAUAUGAGAAAGAAGGCUAUCCUGGUGGAAAUUUUCCAGAUGAAAACAAACACCAGGAAAAACUGCCUCAUUCAGCAAUGGAUCCCAAAUAUUUUUCUUGUGAUGCGCCAGUGCAUAGAAAUUGGACAGAGGGGACACUGCUCUGGAUUCAGCAUGAUUCACCAGAUCAAAAUAUAGUUCUGAUUAAUAUGACAAUACGGCGUUCCGUUCACUACUCACUGGAUAUGAAUGCUAAUCUUGUUUCUUUGAUCCUUCCAAGAGUAACUCUGGAAGAUGCUGGGAACUAUUCCUGCCAGUGGAAAAAUCAGACUUGCUAUUUUCAACUAGAGGUGAUAGCAAAGACAGUUGUUUUGCAUUGGAUGAUUUGGUCUGUAGCAAUGGGAUAUAUGGCUGUAUGCCUUGGCUCUGUUUUUUGCUUUCUAAAGCUCCGGCAAGUCAACCGAGCUCGCAGACAACAGAAAAAGUUGAUGAGUCAUAACAGGAGAAGAUAUUUUUAUGCCAAACGAAACAAAAGAUCUAUCUCCAAUAGGAUUAUGGUAUCUGCAGGAAAUGAUGAUGUCAUAGAGCAAGUUGAUGCCUAUGAAAACAUGCCGCCAGAUAUGUGUGCACAACGUGGCCAAAGGUUACUGCAGAAAGGAAAAAUCUUGCCUGAUACCCUCAAUUUGGAAGAUGAAGAAGUAUAUGAAUGCCCUGAUAGUGAAACUGAGCUGAAAUCAGAUGAUGAAAACUAUGAAAAUACUCAAGAAGAAGUGAAACCAGGAGAUGUAGCUCUGAAUGAUGUGCUCAUUUACGAAAAUAACAAGGACAAGGUGAAGUUUGAUCUUUACAACGGGAACUCAGCUGACUCAUGGUACUCCAACAAAACCGAGCAGGUCCUUGAAAAUGUGACCCAAGACCAAGACCCCAUUGCUGAAGACAAUGAAAACUAUAUAAAUUUGGAAGAAGAGUGUCCUAUGAACUCUGGUACAGCACGACUCAUAGCAGGUUUACGCUUCCAGCUGGCUCUGGACAUCCAUAAGGACAGGCAGGACGGAGACAGCGAACCUUCUACAGGGUCUCAGUCCUAUGAAGAGAUGAAUGGAUCCUUAUGCCCCACUGCUAGCAAGCUGUUUUACCUGCAUACCAACACAAGCAAUGAAGAGGAUGCCGACUCUUAUGAAAAUAUGGAAAGCCCCACGAGCCUCAACUCACGGAGAGAUGGCAUCUUGGAUCCACAUGGAGAAGGUUCUUCCUCUGGCUCCAGAUGGCCACACAUCUCUGUUCCUUUUGGAGGUGAUCUCAGAGGUGGAUUGCUAUGCUCAGACUAGUAUUGCCACAGCAUGAGAACAAGCUGGGAGCAAUUCCUUUCUUCUCUGAAUUAAAGAUAUUUCUACCCAGAAUUCUAUUCUGUUGUUCCAAGAGAUG
This is a messenger RNA of Notechis scutatus (mainland tiger snake), 1795 nucleotides long. The record is from RefSeq and is a predicted model, not a curated record. NCBI's taxonomy places the organism in Eukaryota, Metazoa, Chordata, Lepidosauria, Squamata, Elapidae.